Sardina pilchardus (European sardine) is the source of this 897-nucleotide messenger RNA. RefSeq names its product phenylethanolamine N-methyltransferase. The coding region runs from base 1 to 897 and encodes 298 amino acids. Gene Ontology annotation, cellular component: cytosol. NCBI's taxonomy places the organism in Eukaryota, Metazoa, Chordata, Actinopteri, Clupeiformes, Clupeidae. The transcript is spliced from 3 exons. The record is from RefSeq and is a predicted model, not a curated record. Gene Ontology annotation, molecular function: phenylethanolamine N-methyltransferase activity.
AUGGCAGGAGAGAAAGACGGAAAGACAGAGGCAUCUGCGGAGUUGAGCGAGGAGAGAGGCGAGACGAGGAAGAGCGAGGAGCCAGCGAGCGAGGAAGCCCUGGAGGCCAUGCGCGUGUGCUACCAGGGCUUCGAUCCGGCCGCCUAUCUCCAGUUCAACUACACGCCACCGCGGGCAGACUUCCAGCGCGCGGACAGCAUCGUGCCCUGGAAACUCACCUGCCUGCACAGAGCCUUCACUGAGGGUGAUGUGCGGGGGGAGGUGCUAGUAGAUGUGGGCUCUGGGCCGACCCUGUACCAGGUGCUGAGUGGCUGCGAGGUGUUCGGCCGCGUGGUACUGACCGACUUCCUGGAAGUGAACCGGUGCGAGCUCCAGCACUGGCUGGCUGACGGUUCCAGCAGCCUAGACUGGACACCCUACUUGGAGUAUGUCUGCCAGCUGGAGGGCCGGCAGCCAUCAGAGUCCAGUGAGAAGGCUGCUCGACUUCGCUCUGUGGUGAGCGAUGUCCUUCCCAUCGACGUGCACCGCUCGUGCCCUUUGCCCCCAGACGUCGUCGCCUUGCCAACAGGCGGAGCCGACUGCCUGGUGUCCUGCUUCUGCCUGGAGAGCGUGAGCCCGGACGUGGCGGCGUUCACGCGGGCCCUGGGGCACAUCUCCUCCCUGCUGCGCCCGGCGGGGCACCUGCUGCUCAUCGGCGCCCUGGGCGAGAGCUACUACCUGGGGGCGCCAGGGCUGCGCAUCCCCGUGGUGCCCUUGGACGAGGCCCAGGUCUGUGCCAGCCUCAGGGGCAGCGGCUUCCAGUUACAACAGCUCAGCGUCUACACCCUGCCUGCGGACAUGAGGGUUGGAGUCGAUGACGUCGCCGGAGUGUUUUUCGCCAAAGCCAGAAAACUGUAG